Pipistrellus nathusii (Nathusius's pipistrelle) is the source of this 648-nucleotide messenger RNA. NCBI's taxonomy places the organism in Eukaryota, Metazoa, Chordata, Mammalia, Chiroptera, Vespertilionidae. The record is from the annotation of a GenBank genome assembly.
AUGCCCACCGCGCAUGAGGCCGAGAAGCAGCACACAGGGCCCGCGGAGGCAGACCAGCCUCCCUCCAUGUCCAGUCAUGCGGGGGCGCCGGCUGCCCCCAGCCGCAGCCCCUGCUGCUUGUGCUGGUGUUGCUGUUGCAGCUGCUCCUGGAGUGAAGGGCGGCGACCAGCGUGGCGGGCUUCCGGGGAGAGCAAGCUGCAGCCCCUCCCCAGCUGCGAAGCAUGCGCUCCGAGCCCCGAGGAGGUGCAGAGCUGGGCACAGUCCUUCGACAAGCUGAUGCACAGCCCGGCGGGCCGCAGCGCCUUCCGGGCCUUCCUGCGCACGGAGUACAGCGAGGAGAACAUGCUCUUCUGGCUGGCCUGCGAGGAGCUCAAGGCCGAGGCCAACCAGCACGUGGUGGACGAGAAGGCGCGGCUCAUCUACGAGGAUUACGUGUCCAUCCUCUCCCCCAAGGAGGUGAGCCUGGACUCCCGCGUCCGGGAAGGCAUCAACAAGAAGAUGCAGGAGCCGUCCGCGCACACGUUCGAUGACGCACAGCUGCAGAUUUACACGCUCAUGCACCGGGACUCCUACCCCCGCUUCCUCAGCUCCCCUGCCUACCGUGCCCUGCUGCUCCAGGGGGACCCCCAGUCCUCCCAUGAGGCCUAG